CCGUUAGAAGAAAAUAUUACUUUAAAUUACGUUUUGCAGCAGAUAUUACAUUUUAUUGUAAAUAAAUGACAAGUUGAGGGUGCGUGAAAUUUAUGCAAGAUUCGCAAAAAAAAAAAAAUUCUUUCUGGGCAUCUCAUUAUCAUCGAUUCUCCGAUUCAACGGAGGCGACCUGUCUCGCCUCGAGCGAUCAUUUCGGCGCGAGUAGAGCUCUGAGCACCGAGCGAUGCGAACCAUCGUCCGCCGCGUGCGUGCACGAGCGCUCACUUUCGCUCGGCACGCUCGCACUUCCACAUAUAUACGCACGUGCACGCGCGUGCAAGGUAGACGGGCGGGCAGGAAGGCCCACAGUUGCAGUUUUCGAACUUCUGCCACACGGCCGCGUCCGCGGGGGGGAUGAGGAGCCAAUGGUAAGGCCCAAUCGUACGGAGGAAUUAGCGAGCGCCCGGUGCACGAUUGGCUCUUGUCCUCAGUUCCUCAUCCCCUCUACCGCCACGGCUGUGUGGCAGAAGUCCGAAAAAUGCAUCGGUGCCCCAGGAGCGGUAGCGACGGUGACUCGUCGUCGUGCAGCAGCAGUAGCAGCAAACCGCGCGCUACCGGCGCGACGACAGUUUUUCAUCUUGUCAGUCAGCCUUCCUGCUCGCACGAGAGCGGGUCGUCCGGUCUCUUCUUCUUCUUCUUCUCCCUUUUUGUUUUGUUGUUUUUUUUCCGUUGGUCUUUUGCCCGCACGAUUUUCCGCGGCGAUUUUCCCAUCUACCGUAGCUGUCACAUCAGGCGCACGCGGCGAACGAUGAAGUGCCGCGCGGCGAGCCGCGUCCCGAGGAUGAUGCGCCUCGCCCUCGUCGUCGGGGUGGCGAUGGUGCACGCGUCGCCGGCCGAGCCCCUGCCUGCCAACAGCCUGCUCGGUAACGUCGCGAGUACCGCAACCAAUUUCCUAACGGGAGUCGUGCAACGGCAAAAAGAACUAUUGCAUCGCGUUACGGACACUGCCGCGGACUACAUAACCAGCGCGGUGGAGAAGCCGAGAAAUUUGCUGCUCAACGCUACCAGAGUGACGACCGGAUACAUUGACAGUGCAGCCUCAAGGGGUCUUGAGUUCAAGCUGAGAAGAUUCCUAGAGAGAUUCCGCACUCGAAUGAGCAAAGGUAUCCCGGAACUGGGUAUUCCUCCAUUGGAGCCGUUCACUCUCGACGAGAUCGAUAUCGACACGGACAAUCCAGAGAUCGGAAAAAUAUCUUUAGUUAUCGAGAACCUGGAAAUGAGAAACCUGUCGACUUUCCUGAUCGACCGAGCCAAGUUAUCGCUGAUCGGACCUACCAUCACCAUCAACAUCUCCAUUCCCGAGAUUUACGCGUCGGGCCGUUACAACAUUUCCGGGAUAAUAGGCGAUACGUACCCGCUACGCGGCGCGGGCUCCUUCCGAACGACCGUACGUGAUUUCCGCGUUUACGUGAAAACCGUACUGGGCUACGCCAGAGGUAUGUACUUGAAGAGAUUCGACCUCGACUUCUCGCUGCGCACCAUCAAGAUGCACUUGGAGAACUUCAUGGGCGGCGAGGAAAUCGGACAAAUUAUGAGCAAGGUCUUCGAGGAUUUAACGCCGGAAGCGCUGGACAUCAUUAAACCGGACAUACUGCCCCCGAUACAGGAUUACGUUACGAGCCACGUGAACGAGACAAUUCACCACUUGACCAUGAGGGAUCUGUUUCACGUCCUCGUGGAGGAGUACGAGUUCGGCGAUGUCACGCAUCUGCUGAUACCCUGAAGAAGAGACACCCCCUCCCCCGUUCCGGAGUUGCAUCGCCGAAUCGCAUCGGAUCGCGCGCUGCAGUUACGAGCGCAAUAACACGAGUACCUAAUGUCUAUCUGACAACGAGCGCGGAUCCUUCGUACGAGGUGAGGUGAUCGAUCGCGACCGUACCGUUGUACAAUGCACUCCGCGUUGCCACACGGACGCGAAGCGAUACCCGCGGCUAUAAAGCGCCGCGGGUAUUGUUUCGAGUCGAUUUUGAAGUCCCGAAUUUUGUUACGUAAUACAUACACGGAAAUAAUGUUCUCUUAAAAAUUAUCUUGAAAAUCGUGGUAAUUGUGGUACAACGUAAGCCUUGAAGAA
Monomorium pharaonis (pharaoh ant) is the source of this 2110-nucleotide messenger RNA. RefSeq lists its product as uncharacterized. The coding region runs from base 518 to 1762 and encodes 414 amino acids. The record is from RefSeq and is a predicted model, not a curated record. The transcript has 6 exons. Lineage: Eukaryota; Metazoa; Arthropoda; Insecta; Hymenoptera; Formicidae.